UGCGGCCUCACUGGCAUCGAGGGGUCGUCGUCGUCGACGCACCAGCGAAGCGAAGCGAACCUCCACUCCUCUCCUCCUCCUCCUCGCCACUUGCGCGCGCGUCUCCGGCCGCGUCCAUUGCUGCUGAGCCGAGCGAGGUCGCCGAUCGAACGGUCGGUGGGGGUGGGGGUGGGGGUGGUGGUUCUUGAGGUGUCCGGGAUGGUGGAGGCCGUGGGAGGAGGAGCCGCGGAGGCGGGGCGGCGAUGGCGCCUGGCGGACGAGAGGUGCGACCUGCGCGCGGCGGAGACUGAGUACGUGCGGCGGUUCCACCGCCACGAGCCCUGCGACCACCAGUGCUCCUCCGCCGUCGCCAAGCACAUCAAGGCGCCCGUCCACCUGGUUUGGUCUCUGGUGAGGCGUUUCGAUCAGCCACAGCUUUUCAAGCCCUUUGUCAGCCGGUGUGAAAUGAAAGGGAACGUUGAGAUUGGUAGUGUGAGGGAGGUUAAUGUUAAGUCUGGGUUGCCUGCCACAAGAAGCACUGAGAGGUUGGAGCUGUUAGAUGACAAUGAGCACAUACUCAGUGUCAGGUUUGUGGGAGGUGAUCAUAGGCUCAAGAAUUACUCCUCCAUUCUGACCGUCCACCCGGAGGUCAUCGACGGCCGGCCGGGGACGCUGGUGAUCGAGUCCUUCGUCGUCGACGUCCCAGAGGGUAACACCAAGGACGAGACAUGCUACUUCGUGGAGGCCCUGCUGAAGUGCAACCUGAAGUCUCUUGCAGAGGUGUCUGAACGCCUGGUUGUCAAGGACCAAACCGAGCCCCUCGACCGGUGAUCGUUUCAAAAGGUUUUCAAGAGCUGUGUUUUCUGUUGCAUGCUUAAAUUAGAAUUGUGCAGAAGUUGCUAUUCUCCAAUGGAGCCCUUAGGUUCUUCUUCUUGCCUGGUUCAUGAGAGACUUGUGAGAGAGAGUGGUGCUACUGCUGUGCUAUGUCCAAACAAAAAAAAAAUGGAAAUAUUGUGUCUCCUCUUUGAGCCUCUGUUGCUGUUCUUUUGCACCCUUAAUUUGUAUGUCACAGGGUACAAAAAAAAUAUAUGUCUGGAA
Oryza brachyantha (malo sina) is the source of this 1077-nucleotide messenger RNA. Its product is annotated as abscisic acid receptor PYL3. The record is from RefSeq and is a predicted model, not a curated record. The transcript has 3 exons. Gene Ontology annotation, biological process: abscisic acid-activated signaling pathway. Bases 199 to 810 code for a protein of 203 amino acids. Gene Ontology annotation, cellular component: nucleus; cytoplasm. Gene Ontology annotation, molecular function: signaling receptor activity; abscisic acid binding; protein phosphatase inhibitor activity. Lineage: Eukaryota; Viridiplantae; Streptophyta; Magnoliopsida; Poales; Poaceae.